UUUAAAAGUGUGCUACAUAGUAUUUAAAAAUAGGAAAACAGAAAAAGAAAAAGGAAAGUAAGAGAGAGACAGAAGAAAGGGCGACUUGGAGACUCAGAGGAAGAAGAGGUCUUUGUUUAUUGCGUCCUCGAUUCCAUUCGAUCUUCCUCAAUCCGACCGCUACCCUCGAUUUUGUUUGAUUGAGCUGAGCUGAGCUGAACAGGGAAUUGAAGGAAUGGCAGCUGAAGCUGUGGUUACUUUUGGUGUGGAGGGAAUACUGAGCAAGGUGCUUUCACUUGCUUCGAAAGAAUUCAGUCUUGCAUUGGGUUUCAAAGCUCAACUCAGAAAGCUUCGAAACUCAUUAACCGACAUUGAGCGUUUCUUGGUUGCUGUUGCCGACCAACCACAAGGUGGGCCAAUAGAGGACUGGGUGAAGAAACUCAAAGACGUAGCUCAUGAUGCUGAGGAUGUCUUGGAUGAGUUCGAGUACGAAGUUGCUCGGCGUAAAGUCGAAAUCCAAAACCAUAUGAAAAAAAAGGUUCUUAACUUCUUUUCACUCUCCAAUCCACUUGCAUUUCGUCUUCAAAUGGCGCAUAAAAUAAAGAAGAUCAAUGCAUCCUUGGUGUAUCUCAAGAGUGAAGCAUCUCUUCUUGGACUAGUUUCCAGGAAUAAAGAUGCAACUCCUCGAGGAAAUAGAUGGGACAGACAAACCAACUCAUUCAUUGGCAGAGAUGAAAUAACUGUUGGAAGGGGAGAGGUUGUGACAAAAAUAGUUACAACCUUGACCGACUCCAAGUACAACCAAGAAAAUCCUGCGGUUAUGGCCAUCGUGGGAAUGGGUGGCCUCGGAAAGACAACAUUGGCCAAGUCGGUUUAUAAUGAGGAUCUGAUACACAAGCAUUUCGAGACGAGAAUAUGGGUUUGUGUAUCGAACACUUUUGAUGUCGAUUUAAUUCUACUUAAGAUGUUAGAACAACUCAAACCGGCAAACGCCCCUUCUUUGAAAGAUAACCAGGAAGCUCUGCUUAAGUUCCUCAAUGAAGAGUUGGAAAAUAAAAGAUAUUUACUCAUACUUGAUGACGUUUGGAACGAAGAUUCUGAAAAAUGGAAGAAUUUGAUGGAAUGUUUUUUUAAGCUUAACUCUGUUGGGGGAUCCAAAAUUAUAGUCACUACUCGUAGUGCCAAAGUCGCAUCAAUCUCAGAAAAGCUACUUCCACGAUGUGAAUUGGGAAAACUUUCCGUGGAUGAAUGUUGGUCCAUCAUGAAAGAUAGAGCUUUCCCCAAUAGCAGGGCUAAUAUAGCUCAUGAGUUCCAGACAAUUGGAAUGAAGAUUGCUAAACAUUGUGGUGGUGUUCCAUUAGUGGCAAAGGUUUUAGGAGGCAUUUUGCACACUAAAAAAAGUAUUGAAGAAUGGUCGUUGUUUAAAGAUAGUAGAAUAUGGGGCAACCUACCAAAGGGAGAAAAUAGAAUUAUGCUAGUCUUGAAGUUGAGUUUUGACAAUUUAGAAUCACCAUCAUUGAAGCAAUGUUUUGCAUAUUGCUCAUUGUUCAAGAAAGAUUUUGAAAUUCAAAGAGAGAGCUUGGUUCAACUUUGGAUGGCUCAAGGAUUACUCCACCCUGCACCUGAUGAAGGUAAAGAUAUGGAGGAAAUAGGCAGUGAAUAUUUUGAUAUUCUACUGCAAAGCUCCUUAUUUCAAGAUGCUUCAAUGAGUGACAAUGGCAUCGUUAGCAAAUGCAAGAUGCACGAUCUUGUGCACGAUUUGGCAAAACUUAUAUCCAAAUCUGAAAUCUUGACGGGAGACUUAUGUGGCAUAGGCUCACUUGAGAUUCAACAUGUUGCUCGGGUUUCUACUUUUGUACUGGAAAACAUUCUGGAAAGAAGUGAUGGAAAAUUGCGAUCACUGUUUUUCAACGAUGGUGAAGUUCCUACUAACAUUCUUCCACAAUUCAAAGCUUUACGUGUCUUAAAUUUAAGUAAUGCUAAUAUUGAAGAAUUUCCAGUUUCAAUUGGUAGGCUGAAACACUUGAGGUAUCUUGACAUUUCUGAAACAAGAUUCAAAGCACUCCCCACGUCUAUAGGUAAGCUCUAUAACCUACAGACGUUAAGAGCAACAAAUUGUGCCCUUAAAGAGUUUCCAAAAGAACUGCAAAACUUGAUCAACUUGAGGCAUAUUUAUUUUGAUAAGAGUACGAAAUUUCCACAGGGGAUAAGGCGGUUGACUUGCCUUCGAACAUUACCUUACUUUUCGGUGGGUAAUGAGAUUGGUCGUCGAAUUGAAGAGUUGGCUAGCUUAAAACAAUUGAAAGGUGAAUUAAUUGUUUGUAAUUUGGAGCACGUAAAGAACGGAGAAGAAGCAAAGAAAGCUAAGUUGGAGGAUAAGAGGAAAAUAUGCCAUUUAAGCUUCCAAUGGACAAAAAAUAGGUUAAUAACCAACAACAAUAAGGAGGGGGAUGUACUGGAAAGCCUCCGACCGCAUUCUGAGUUGGAGAGCUUAAGUAUUGAAAAUUUCAUGGGCGAUAAGUUUCCAUCGUGGAUAAUGAGUAGGUCAUUACUGCUCAACAACUUGAAGAAGAUUCAAUUACUUGGAUGCGACAAAUGUGAAGGAGUCCCACCGCUCGGUCAUCUACCCAAUCUUACGAAGCUUAAGAUUAGCGGAAUGGCUAACUUGAAAUGUGUUGGAGCUGAGUUCUACGGUUAUGAUCAUGUCCACAAUGUAGCCACGACAAGUAAGGAGAUAAUUACUUUAUUUCCUGCACUGAAAGUAUUAAAUAUUUCUAGGUGUGGUGAUCUAAUUGAAUGGAAGGAGGCACCAAAGAUGUCAGCACAAAAAGUAGUGGUUUUUCCAUGCCUUGAGAAGUUGACCAUAAAAGGCUGUUCCAAAUUGAGAAAUGUUCCAAGCCAUUUUCCAUCUCUUCAAAAGUUGAAGAUAAUUUCUAGUGAUAGUGGAAAGCCAAUAGAAGAAAUAAGCAGUGGAUUAACAACUCUCACUUUCCUCAUAAUAAGAAGUAUUAAGGAGCUUACUUGUUUGCCACAAGGGAUUUUGAUGAACAAUAAUAAUCUCUCUUCUCUGGAGAUAAGAGAUUGCAAUGAUUUAACUUGUAUUGCCCCCGAUGUAUUUGGAUCUUGGGGCUUUCUUGAGAGAUUGGAUAUUUGGAAAUGUGAAAAGCUGAGGCAAUUGACGGAUGGGUUAGAUACACUCCCUCUCCUUGAGGAACUGAGUAUUAAGGAAUGUCCUAAUCUAGAGUUGAUUCCAAUUACACAGGGCAUGGCAUCUCUUCGGGAAUUAAGUAUUGGUUAUUGUAAACGAUUGUCAAGCCUACCGAGUGGGUUAGAGUACUGCACCUCUCUCCAGAAAUUGAAAAUUUGGGAAUGUAAUGGACUAUCAUGCCCACUGAGCGUAUGGGCCUCUCUCGUGGAGUUGAUGGUAUGGAGAUGCAAUAAUCUGACAUCAAUUGAAAUUAAAGGCGGCGUGUCCUCUCUUCAGCAUUUGACAAUUAGAAAUUGCAAAGAAUUAUCAAGCUUACCUGCUCUUCCACAACAAUGUCCCUCUCUUCAGCAUGUGGAGAUAAGUGAAUGCCCAAAGGUAGCAUCGUUUGGUGUCCAAAGUAGCAGCAUUACUCUACAAUCUACUUCAGAUUUGCGCACCAUGACCUCCCUUCGACAACUGACAAUUGGAAGAGGAUGUGAAGGAUUGGAAAAUUGGGUUAGCGGGCUGCAAUUCCCACUCUCUCUUGGGUCGCUGAUAGUAGAAGGUUUCCCUAAUUUAGAGAUUCUUCCAAGUUUAAACAACCUCAAUUCUCUCCGUUCUUUGGAGAUUAGAAAUUGGCGAAGGCUAAAAUAUCUGCCGACGGGGUUACAACGGCUCCCGCGCUUGGAGUAUUUGAGCAUCGGUGGGUUCUGGGAGGAGCUCGAUUCCUUCCCUUUCCCUAAUUUUCAAGUUGGAUCGUUAAUGCACCUUACAACCUUAUACUUGUUUGGUUGGCCUGAGCUCAGGUCUCUGCCUCAACAAAUUCAACACCUCACUUCUCUAACAUCAUUGUGGGUAUAUAACUUUGAGGGAGUGGAGACUUUGGCAGAAUGGUUGGGUAGCCUUACAUCCCUUACAGAGCUGGAGAUUUGGAAUUGCAAGAAUCUGACCAACUUACCUAGUGUCCAAGCUAUGCAACGCCUCACCAAAUUACAUACCCUGUUUAUCGAGGGAUGUCAUCCCCUUUUAAAGCAAAGAUGCACCAGGGACAGCGGCACAGAUUGGCCUAAGAUUUCUCACAUUCCGUAUAUCGAAAUCCGGAGUCAUACAGCAGUCGGAUUGAAUGUACACAACACCUUACCAAACCACAGCAAAUGAGUUGCGGAAAAACCAAAUUUCAUGGUGUGCAUGCAAGGCCACAUUUCUCUGAGAUUACUUGAAAUUAAUCCAUAGGCAUCUACAUUUCUUUUGGCAUGCAAUGGCGUUUUUUCAGGAUGCUCAGUAUGUGCAAACUGAGUACAGGUAAAGAAUGGUCAGUUGCAAUGCUGAGUUUGGGACUAAUAAUUUGGCGAAUUUAAGAAAUCUGCGGAAAGGUCUACAUACCCGAAAUUGAUAAAAUUCACCAUUGGCCGGUUAUGGGGGGAGCUCAAUUCCAGUCCUGAUGUUCAAGGUUGAUCAUUGCAGCUUGAAUCCUUACAUUUGAAAGGGUGGCCAAAGCUCAAGUCUCUCAUCAAAUUCAACACUUAACUUCUUUAACUACUUUAUGUAUCAACUACUUGAGGGAGUGGAGGCUUUACCAGAGUUGUUGGGCAACCUUACAUGCCUUAUAGGGCUGACGAUUAGGAAUUACAAGAAAUUGAUGAAUCUAUCCUCUGCAAAAGUUAUGCAACGUGUCGCCACUUUACUGUCGCAGCGAAUUAAGCAAUGUAAAGAAUGCUCAGUUGCAAUGCCAAGUUGGGGACUAAUAAUUUGGGCAAUUUAAGCAAUAUGCGGAAAGGUCUACUUAACUGAAACUCAUAAAAUUCACCAUUGGUGGGUUCUGGUAGGAGCUCAAUUCCACUCCUGAUGUUCAACGUGAUCAUUGCAGCUUGAAUCGUUACAUUUGAAAGGGCAGCCAAAGCUCAAGUCUCUCAUCAACUUCAACACUUCUUGAACUACUUUAUGUAUCAACUACUUGAGCGAGUGGAGGCUUUACCAGAGUUGUUGGGUAACCUUAGAUGCCAUAUAGGGCUGGGGAUUAGGAAUUACAAGAAAUUGAUGAAUCUAUCCUCUGCAAAAGCUAUGCAAUGCAUUGCCACUUUACUGUCGCAGUGAAUUAAGUAAUCAAGCUUGUUGGACCUGGAUAUUACUCAUGAGAGUCUUCGAGGGAUUUUUUCGUUCAUGGAACCCACUCUGCCUCAGCCCUCAGCGGUGGCAGGGAAUGCUGUUGAGGAUAUAAACUUUUAUGGCCUAGGAAACAAAAAUGGUAGAGGAGAGGUGUUCCUGCUGCGAAAAUUGCAACAUAUAAAAUUUUACUUCUUGUUGGCACUAUGUUGGAGCAUGUAGUUUCUCAAAUGUAUCGUGAGGUUGCCGAGAAAUUUACGUUGCCAUCAAAUUCGAAGGGGACUUAAUUGUUUAUCCUUUAGAGGAUUACUUUUGGUUCAACAACUCAAACUUGUCCUCUUUGUGACUUUAAUAUUAAUGUGGUUGGUAUUUCUUCUCAACUGGCAUUUUCUUCAUUAGCUUCAAUUGAUGACAAUCGAGAGUUCCAACUUCUAAGGUACCAGAGGACUUGUUGAGUUUUUGGAUUACUGGCAUGGGAGUACUUAUUGUGAAUCUAAAAGUGUUGAACCAUUUUCUUUUUUCCUGUUUCUUCACUGAUUUCUUUUCAACUGGAAUGUGUCCUCUAGAUGUGAGAUAGAUUGUGAUCUUAAAGUUACAGACUAAUGACAUUUUAUCCCAAUGAAAAUUGUAGCACUUUCCUUAUUCGUUUGAUUCUUGCAUAAUGAGGAAGGUGGGCAAGUGUUAUUCCAACACUUCUUAUCUGCUAAAACCAUGUUCAUAUAAUAUGUAAAAUUGCAGCAAUUGUUUUCUCUUCCAACAAAAAAAAAAAUUACUCUUAUGAAGAUUUUGGACUGAGAUUUUUAUGAUUCCCUGUACGCAGAGUGAUUUGAAUUCAGUUGACUUUUGUAUCUGUGAUUGAUGACCCUCGAGUAACUUGAUGAACAGUGUGUACCCACACUAUUGCAGAAAUUAGAUAGAAUUGGGAUUGCGAUCAAAACUCAUGCGUGGAUCAGUAUCAUUCUUCAACUUCAAUCAUGUUUCCAUAUCAUCAAAUCUUAAUUUGGAUACAAAUUGAUCUUAGGAAGCUGGGACUUCCUAGCAUCCUUUGUGCCCUGCAUUGCUUUCAAAGGAGAGUGCAAGAAGCAGCCAACUGUUGAAUAAAGGGAGAGCUUGAGAUUAAAAGUGAAAAAACUAUUGUACAUUGUCAUAGUAAAAAUUGGAGAAACUACUAAAUGUGGACAUAGCCCUGCGUAUGGAAGGUUCGUACAGUCCUAUGGAAGGUCCGUACAGUCCUUUGUGCCCUCGUAUGGAAGGUUCAUACAGUCCUAUGGACUUAGUAUUGUCUUUAAUGAAAGAAAGAAAUUCUGGAUGUUUUAUUGGAGAUGACAGUGUAAAAUGAGUUACAGCAUAUAAUGUGUGCUUUUCUCCUUUUAUUUUACAUUGAACAAUCUAAGCACAAAUUUUUUCCAUUUUUCA
Malus domestica (apple) is the source of this 6685-nucleotide messenger RNA. The record is from RefSeq and is a predicted model, not a curated record. Lineage: Eukaryota; Viridiplantae; Streptophyta; Magnoliopsida; Rosales; Rosaceae.